Molecule: messenger RNA, 1914 nt
Organism: Trichobilharzia regenti
Lineage: Eukaryota; Metazoa; Platyhelminthes; Trematoda; Strigeidida; Schistosomatidae
Source: the annotation of a GenBank genome assembly
AUGGAAAUCCCGUAUCCAUCAGCAUAUUCAACGCCGACGACACUGAGUAAUUCUCAAGACUCCAGUGAACCCUACAAAACAACAAUAAAUUCUUUAGACAAUAAUAAACCUCCAGAAAAUUGUAGAUUUCAACAAAAUCAUGACAAUUAUUUAAAAUCUGAAAAUCCCAACAAUUUCAAUGAAACCACCUUUACAAACUGCCUGUUACCUAAUGAAACUGAUGACAUCAAACCAUUAGACAGUUUGGAGAUUAGUCCACAACUCUAUCUCAGUGAAUCUUCAUCAAGUCUUGAACCAGCCUGUAAUCUAAUGAAUGAUUCGUCUGUCUGUUACAAUGAACAGACUACAUCCAGUACAGAUUGGCUAUCACAGUUAUUUCAAACAAGUGUUGAAUCAACAAGUUAUGAAACAACCCUGUCAAAAACUUGUAUAAGUCCAUCUUGGAAAAAUCAGGAGUAUGUACAUUAUUCUUAUACAAGUUCUACACCAGAUUUAAAUAUUCCGCGUCACUAUGAACAACCACCACCACCACAACAACAAGAACCAAUGACCUUGGACACUGCUCAAUGUGUUCAAUUCCCUGAUGUAACAAAUUAUGAAGCUGUGGAGAAAUCAACACCAUCCACUUGUUUCUAUGGAAAUAUCAGUCAAAAUUCUGAAUGCUUUGACACAAUUAGAAUGAAAGAAAAUAUUGGCGUUUUAUCAAAUAUCAGCUCAGAUAACAACAAUGUUCAGCCACUAGUGAACAUUGAACAAUCUGCUCCCAUUCUACCGAUGUACAAUAUUACUAAUAAUCUAGAAUUAAGUAAUCAUAUUCAAGAUAAACUAGAAAGUAAUACAGAUUGUAUUAAGCUACCACCUCCUUAUUACUAUUAUUAUUAUCAUCAUCACCAUCAAAAUCAAAAUUUAAAUCAGAAUCCACCUGUUGUUACCAAUGGUGACGAACAAAUAUUCCCUUGUACAUUGAACAACUUACAGUUGAUUCAAACAAAUGCACUGUCUAAUUUUGAAUUUAGGAGUAAUAAUAAUAAUAAUCAUAAUUAUAAUAACAAGACACAAGAUGACGAUUUCUUUUGUCAACUGUGUUCAUUAGAAAAUUCACCACAUGUUACAACAAAUUCAACAUUCAAUUUAUCGGAUAGGAAUUCAGUUUGGUCAAAUUAUCGUCAAGGAUUAGACAAUAGUAUCCUUCCAAGACAUGAAAAUAAUCAUAAUAAUAACAACAGUAUUAGUAAUCUUUUCCAGCAACAACCACAAAACUCUUCACCAUUAUUAAACUUAUCGCGUUUUCGUCAACGUGAUCAAUGUGUCAAUGGCAUUGAACAUUUAAUACCAGAGAAAAGAAAGCUGAAUAAAAAACGCAUUGAUAUUAAUCCUCAUGACAAUGGUAAGUUUAUGCCAUUGUCUAAAACACUUUCAUCGACAUCAACAUCGUCAGCAAGACAUUCAUCUAAGUCAAUGUCAUUGUUUCAAAUUAGUCCUACCCAACUGAAUACUCUCCUUCCACUGAUAUCUUGCAGUGAAAUUUCUAGAAUUCUCCAUCGAUAUCAAUCAGCAAAUAUUGAAACGUUGUUUCAUACAAUACGUAUUGAUAACCUGUCGGCUGGGAAGUCUUCAUACCCAGUAUCAGUGACAUCAGCAAGAGGUAAUCAAAUCGCCUUUCGACUUAGAGAACAGAAAAUAUGGUCAGAUAUCUGUGUGCAUAAUACUGAAAUGAUUGCUACAAACACAGGAAGACGAAUUUUCCCCUCUUUAUCAGUUGAUGUAUUUGGAUUGUCCCCUGCGGAAGAGUACAUCUUCCUUCUUGAUAUGCUUUUAAUUCAACCGCAUAUAUUUAAACAUCAAGGUGAUAGAUGGGUUGUCAGUUGUCAAUCGGAUGAAUUAAUAACUCAUUCACAACCAUUAGGUAAGUAA